This is a messenger RNA of Macrosiphum euphorbiae (potato aphid), 1155 nucleotides long. Lineage: Eukaryota; Metazoa; Arthropoda; Insecta; Hemiptera; Aphididae. The record is from the annotation of a GenBank genome assembly.
AUGGACUCCGAAAAUGAGCAAUUAAUAUGCAAAAUAGAAAAGAUGGCCACGUAUAUACAAGAACUAGAAACAACACUAGAUGCGCGUGAAGACGAGAACGCUAAAUUGGCUGAUAAGAUGUAUGCGGGGUUUGACAUGCUGGAUGCAGUUAAAAUAAAACAGGAUGAGCUGUUCCACGAGCUGGAAAAUAAAAACAGUAAGCUAAUUCAAGAGCUUGACGACUAUCAAUGUAUGUUCGAUAAACACUCGGCGGGGUACCAAGAAGAAAUCGACUGUUUACAGUAUAAGUUAGAUACGCAGGUGGCUAGGUCGAAGGAACUAGAAAACAUUGAGACAAACCACUUGGAUGAAAUUACAAACCUGCAAAAGCAACUUUCGUAUGCAACAAAGAAGUCUCAUGACACCCAACGACUAUUGAAAUCAGAACUUAAAUUAAAAGAUCAAGAAUUUAUUUGUGUACAAAAUGCUUUGGCGGAUAAGAUCAUGAAAUACGCAGAACUGGAGAAAAAAUUGAGCAUCGAACAAGACUGCAACGAGAGUUUGCAGUCCUCGAUGUGCGAACUCAAAAUGAAAUACGAAAAGGACGUAUGCGUGACGCAAGCAGAGAUAACUGGACUGCGAAAGGAGUUGAAAGAAAAUGUCGCUAAAUUAGAAAAGGCAGAACAUCAAUUACAAGAAGCAAGAGAUGAAAUAGUUAAGCGAACGACCGAGUUUGAAAAGACAAUCCAAGAAACCCGUGAAGCUUUAUGCAAAGAAAAAAAUAAAUUGGAGGAGAAAAAUAGUAAACUUAAGGCUGGUAAUCAGUCGUUAAUCUCAAGCAUGGAGUGUACUAAUACGAAACUUUGCGAAUCACUAAUGGAAAACAAAACACUGAAAUGUCAGCUCGCAGAUCAACACGAAUCGAUAAAACUUUUGGAGUCAAUGAAAAAUAGGCUACAACAGGAAAUAGAAAACCUCAAGGAGAACGAGGAGAUGUCGGCAAAAAUUUUGGCAACAGAGCGUGAACAGCAUGAACGGGAGCAGAAGAUUUCUGAAAAGAAAUUAGAGUUCAAAGCUCAGGAUGAGCGUGAACUUAAGGAAUUAAGUAAAAAACUAUCGGAACGAAUUAAAUGUUUGAAAAAAAUGAUACAUGACGAUGAUAUGUCCAAAAUAUGA